CCUUAAAUCUUUAAUAUCUAGGGCCGUAAAUAAAAAAAUAAAAAAAAAAGAUUUAGAAGUUUGGAAUUUACGAGUGAAAUAUUUAUUUAGAAAUUAAAUGAAAAUCUACUAAAAUGGGAACCGAAGUGGCUUUAUCAUUUAGUUCUUUGCGAGCUCAACUAGAGAGCGAAAAAAGUAGUUUGUUCAAAAUAGAUGAAAAUAUAAAGAAAAUCGUUCAAACAUCCGGAAGAUUCACGGAUAGAUUUAACGCGUCGACGGACUACACGCGAGGCGGCUCGCGGGUCGGCGGGCGGAACUCCUACCCAGACGCCGGCCACAACUACAGAAAUGAUGAGCAACCCAAACGGAAACACGAAACCAAAACUGUGUUUAGCAGAUUAUCAGGGCGUGCGCACGACAGUGAUGGUGAAGACGAGGGGGUGCCGAAGCGCGCGCGCGUGCCGUCGGCUGUGUGCCGCGAGCUGCCGUCGCGCGCUUCCGUGCUGCGCGCGCAGGGCGAUGACGAGCAGGCGCGCACAAGGAAUAGGCGUAUCUUUGGAUCACUGCUCGGCACGCUGCAGAAGUUCAAGCAGGAGGAGAUUGUACUGCAGACUAAGGAGGACAAGAAGGCUCAAGUGGAAAGAAAGAUAGAAGAGCAGGCGAGACAAGAAAAGGAAAGAGAACUGAAGGAAAGAAAAACUUUAUUUGCAGAGCGGGAACACAAGAAGGCAACUAUCAAGGCUCUGGAGGCGAAGAUGGCGCGCCUGCAGGAGUUCGAGCGCUGGGAGGCGGCACACGGCUGUCUGGGCAACUUCAUACUGUGCAAGGCCAAGCCUAGUGUCUACUGGCUGCCUAAAAAGAUGUCUGAAAAAGCUCAGGAAAAGUUGGAUGAGAGUAAAAAAUAUCACGAAAAAUAUUUAUCGCGCAAACGCCAAGAACUGCAAGAAGAGUUGCGCAGAAUAGAACAGAAGUGUCUCCGGCCUCGCGGCUUCGCUGCCAAAGAGAACGCGCAGGAUGCCUUCCAUGAGGGCGGGGGGGCAGGGGCAGCGGCCGCCGACGACGAGCGCACCAGCAAGAGAGACAAGUUCGCGAUGGACGUGGAUGAGAAGGAGAGAGAGGACAGUGACGGGGAGGAGAGGCCAGAGGGUGUCGAAGCUAUCAAAGAGGAGAAAGAAUCGGAUCAAAGUAAAAUGGAUACAAGUGUUGAGCAGAAUGUGUCAAUGGAAACUGAUGAUGUAAAGAAUGAACAGGUCCAUACAAACGACACUGGUGACACUCGCGACACUGCUGCUACUGAAUCUAGUGACACUCGCGACUCUGUUGCUGAGCCUAGUGCCGCUCAGGACAUCGCUGCGACUGAACCCAGUGUUGCUAGCACUCAAGACACUGAAGACGAUACAAAAGAGACCUAAUGUGUUGUAAAGGUGUAGCUAAAUAUUUCAACCGAUGCCUGUCCGUACUGGUUUUAUGCAGGAGCAUUCAUAGACCCCAAGCCAACGCCAGUGUUGGAUUAUCUUCAUUGUGUCGACUAACAGUGUCUGCUAGUGCACCAACCAUCAUAUAGGGACUGUGACGUUCAUUGGUUCUUUGAGCUAUGUACAUUUCAAAACAAAAAGCUAGAUCUAUUUGGGAUUUCCUAAUAUUUUGACAGUACAUUAACAAUUUUUUGUUUGUAGUGAAUAUUGGACUAAUUUUAAAAAAUAUUUCACUAGUGAGAAGCUACAUAACAUGUUAUAUUUUGUACCAUGGAAUCAGGAUCUAUGUGGAUGAAACCAAGGGGGGUUUGCUAGUGUUGUUGCAACAUAAGAUCAGAAGUAUAAAGGCUUAUUGUGUCGUGUUGUGACGCAUGAGAACAGAAUUGGUAUUAUACAUUUUGUAUGAAAUUAAAUAUCACGUGUCUCAAUCGGUGAAGGAAAACAUCGUGAGGAAACCUGCAUACCAGAGAAUUAUCUUAACUCUCUGCGUGUGUGAAGUCUGCCAAUCCGCAUUGGGCCAGCGUGGUGGACUACUGGCCUAACCCCUCUCAUUCUGAGAGGAGACUCGAGCUCAGCAGUGAGCCGAAUAUGGGUUGAUGCCGUAUGGCAAUGUUUACACUAAUGUGUUUUGACAUGUCACAAUCGCUUCUGAUGUGCCACAAAUGUAUGAUACCGAUUCUGUUCGGAGGCGUCACGACACGACACGUCAGACAAAUAUAAGCUGAUGUCACACUGACGCAUCAGUCAUGGUUUUUUGUUAGAAACCUUGUUAGAGUCAUGGUAUAAGAUCUUUAUAUUUACAAUAGUUACCUGUUCUCUACUUCUAGAUCAAUUUAGAAGAUACAAUUGUAUAUUUAAAUUGAUCAAACGGCAACAUGAGUCAGUUUGUAGCUCCGCCGAAUACAAUCUAUUCUUAAUCGUGAGGAAUGACAAACAAGUUAAUAAAAAAAAUUGUAAAAUUGACUCUUUAUAAUAAUUAAAAUGUAAUAUUAUAUAUUAUUUAGCCAUACAUGUAACAAUUUGCUUGUGUAAUCUUCACAUAGUACCUAUAAAAGAAAGUCACUUGUUUGUAUGCUUAGAUAUUUUAAACUAUGCAACUUUUAAUGCAGUUUUCAGCAAUAGAUAGAUAUUCUAAUAGGUUUAUACUAGUAUAAUGAAAAAAUGUCAUGUUAGGUUUCUACACAGACAAUUUCGGGAUUCAGGCUAGUACUUGAAGACAAACACAAAGGACAAUGGUCUAUUUCCAAACAAAUUUUUGCUGACAUUUUUUUUAAGCGUCUACGAAUGAAAAAAAUAUAAAAUGAUAGAUAAUUAUUUUCUUAACAAUUUAUUCUUAUGGUUUAAUAUUAUGUGAAGUCUGGAAUUCGAGAUAUUUAUGUUUGAAGUUUUAGAGGUUAUGUUUUGUCAACAACGAAUAGAGACCUACUUUUUAAAUUGAAGUCUUAAUUAUUCCACGAUUAUGAAGCCGGGUAUUUUGGUUCGAUCGAAGAACAUAAAAAGUAGGUUUGAUCCCCAUUUUUCUCUUAGACAUGGAUAAUAUACAUACUUUAUAAAAAUUAAUAUAAUUAAAUCUAAAAAUCAACGUGGAAUUUAAUACAAUAGUGUUUUAAGUCAGUAGUUUAGCGGGAGAAUCGGUGUCCAUAAACAUAAGCGGUCGUUAAAAAAGAAUGUAGGUACAGAAAAUCAUUUGAUAAGUAUCGGAAAAAUGCAACAAGAUUUACAAGACGCUUAAGUACGCAAACAACGAAAUUACGACGCGAUGUGACAACUGACUUACAGUUCACAGUUGAAUUGAUAGUGCAUGACUUGUCAUAGGUACACGUAAAAGUAUCGAUACUUUAUAGUAUCGAUUAAUGAUUAUCGAUCUCCUUUCGAUACUGUUAUUUUUGUAAUCAAUAAGUAAUCUUCAGGAAAUUACUUACUAUUUUUACUUUUAUUUAAAAUCAUGUCGAACAUACUUAAACAAUAAAUACGUUUGUAAACACUUGUUCCUUUCCUUUGAUUAUUAAAAUAUAUCAUAUGGCUUACUGUUGUUAAUAAUUGUUAUUAACAUGUUUGACUAUUACAUUUUGGUUAUUUUAUUACUUAAAUGUAAAAUGCCGCCAAAUAAGAGUGAACUUUAGCAGUAUUUUGUCAUGAUUAGAAAUAAGUAAUUUAAAUUAAAUAGGUGUACCUAUUGCAUUUAAAUUAAUUACUAUUUCUUGUUUGAAAAUCAAAAUAUUUUAUAUAUAUUUCAAAAUAAUUAUAUUAAUUCGUCAUUAAUAUUAGUUUAUAUGUUUGUUCUACUGAAAUUAAACUGAUGUCAUUGAAUACGUGUAGUUCAGUGACGAUAUUUUAUUCGAUUCGAUACUGGCUUUUCGGUAUCGUGCGCGUCCUUAGUUGUCCGAUAUAUGCAAUAUUCGUAUAAAUAGUAUGGUUGCCAUACUCAAUUAUUUAAAUGUAAUUGAUGUGAAUAUAUUUUAGUUUUUGGGCUUAAUUAGACCUUUUGCUCUGUUUCAUAAAAUUAAAUAAAUUAUUUUCUACAAACUGUAAUAGUUUACAUUAGUAGACGCUUAUGAAUUCUAUCAACAAACACCAGACCAUUGUCCUUUGCACUUUAUCUUCCAAUAUUUCUUACAAUAUACUUGUGCAAAUGGCAACUAAAGUAAGUUGUUAUGUGUACGGCUAUCCUUAGUUACUAUAAGUGGUUUGUCCAAUCAAUAAAAGGUGAAUGAAACUG
Bicyclus anynana (squinting bush brown) is the source of this 4173-nucleotide messenger RNA. RefSeq names its product pinin (gene Pnn). NCBI's taxonomy places the organism in Eukaryota, Metazoa, Arthropoda, Insecta, Lepidoptera, Nymphalidae. Bases 114 to 1391 code for a protein of 425 amino acids. Gene Ontology annotation, cellular component: catalytic step 2 spliceosome. The transcript is spliced from 6 exons. The record is from RefSeq and is a predicted model, not a curated record.